GCCAAUCGUAGCUUUCUUUGGGCGGAGUGUUUAAAGUCAAGUGUAGUUCACCACUGGCAAAGUUUGCAACAACAGAAACAAAAUGCUGGAAAGCAAAAUAAUAAAGUUAACAGUGCGCGACGUAAGAUUCCCGACGUCACUGGAACAACAUGGAUCUGAUGCAAUGCACACCGACCCAGAUUACUCAGUCGCAUAUGUUGUUCUCGAGACGGACUCGGACGCUGCACUGAAGGGUUACGGCUUGACUUUUACUGUCGGAAGAGGGACGGAAAUAGUGGUGUGUGCAGUUAAAGCCUUAUCUACUCUGGUGGUGGGGAAGACUUUGAAGGAGAUAGUGAGUGACUUCAGAGGCUUCUACAGACUCCUGAGCAGUGAUGGUCAGAUGAGAUGGGUUGGACCAGAAAAAGGAGUAAUUCAGCUGGCGACAGCAGCCAUUCUGAAUGCUGUCUGGGAUUUAUGGGCACGAGUGGAGGGCAAGCCCUUGUGGAAGCUACUUGUAGACAUGGAUCCAGCCAAGUUGAUCAGCUGUAUUGAUUUUAGAUACAUCACAGAUGCACUGACUGAGCAGGAAGCUUUAGAUAUAUUGGUAAAAGCAAAAAAGGGUCAGAAAAGUAGAGAGGAGCAGAUGUUAAAGGAAGGCUAUCCUGCCUACACCACUUCCUGUGCCUGGCUGGGAUACACUGAUCAACAACUAACCCAGCUCUGCUCUGAAGCUCUUGCCCAAGGCUGGACUAAAUUUAAAGUGAAGGUUGGGGCUGAUUUGCAGGAUGACAUCCGUAGAUGCAGCCUUAUCCGGAAGUUGAUUGGACCAAACAACACCCUGAUGAUUGAUGCCAACCAACGUUGGGAUGUUAAUGAAGCGAUUACUUGGGUAACCAAGCUGGCAGAAUUUCACCCUCUAUGGAUUGAGGAACCCACGUGUCCUGAUGAUGUUUUAGGCCAUGCUUCCAUCUCUAAGGCACUUGCUCCCUUGGGUAUUGGAGUCGCCACUGGAGAGCAGUGCCAUAACAGAGUGAUGUUUAAGCAGUUUCUCCAGGCCGCAGCUCUACAGUUUGUUCAGAUUGACAGUUGUCGGGUGGGCAGUGUGAAUGAGAACCUUGCCAUCAUACUCAUGGCUGCCAAGUUUAAUGUUCCAGUGUGUCCUCAUGCCGGGGGUGUGGGACUGUGUGAGCUCGUUCAGCACCUUAUUUUAUUUGACUACAUUUCAGUGUCUGCUAGUUUAAAUAAUAGGAUGUGUGAGUAUGUGGAUCACCUUCAUGAACAUUUCAAAAGCCCCACCGUCAUCAGAAAUGCCGCCUACAUACCACCAAAGGACCCUGGAUACUCUUGUGAAAUGCUGGAAGAGUCUGUGCAAAAACAUCAGUAUCCUGAGGGUGAGGUUUGGAGAGCCGUAGAGCAGCAGGGGAAACAAUAAAUAUGAACACAUACUGUAUGUGCAACUGACUGCGAUGGAAAUAACAUUACUACUUCCAUAAUGAAGUCCUGUCAGAUUGUCUUGUUUGAGUUGAUUGGCAGUGCAAAUGAAUGAGAAGGGGAAAUGGAUAAUGAAAUGGAAAUUUUAUAAUUUUAUAAGUCCUUUAUAAGUUUGAUCAACUCACAAUUGAAUGUUCCUAAAAGAUAAAUGCUUAUGCUGCAGUCUGAAAUGAUGAAAUGUACUCUGUGGCCAAAGAGGGAAAUGGAACAAGUGUAUGCUAAAACUACUGCUGUCUUGAUUUACAAGUCUAGUUUUGGGAAAUGACUAACAAUGGGGAAUUUUAUUUGCUUAUUACAGUUUUUUUUUAAAUUGCUUACACACUAAAAGUUGUAUUUGAGGCACACUCAGUGAAACCAUUCACUCAUAUACCAAAUCUUCAGACCAAGUCUGCAAAACUAAAUACAGUUCUCUAAAUUAGAUGCAUUCAAAAUGAAUGCAGUGAUAUCGCGUGGCACCUGAAAAUAGUCCCCAGCUAGUUUGUGUAGUUGCAGCAAUAGCAGAGUUGCUGGGAACUAUUUUCAGGUGCUGCGUAGUAUUAUUUUUGUGCCUGCUGCACCCAUGGUACGACUGUAACGUUCCUUGAUUAUUACGCUGGAAUAAGAUUAUAGUUCCUAGCCAUAUCAGCCUAGAAAAUCACAACUUUUCAUUUUCCACCGGUCUCGGUGCAUCAUGUAUCUACAGAAGUAAAGUUUUAAAUAGGAAAAAUAUCAAAACUCUCUGGUCAUUUUUUAGUGAGAUGCUAACGGUCUAAUCAGAUUCAAUGAUCUAUGCUAAGCUAAGCUAAAAAUGCUACCACUAGACCCGGAGAUUGAAUAAAGCAUUAAAAUAGUUCUGAAAUAAAUAUUUGCUUUUGCAUUACGUUUUUUUUUUGUAGAGUUUAGAGAAAACAAGCCAUGGUUGCAGAAAGUGUGUGCAAGCAAUUGUAAAAACAUAAAUAAUGGGGAAGAUUGGUGUGUGUAAACAAUCAAAUCAAAGUAAACGUACUGUAUUUUUUCUAUUUUAGUUUUCUUUUUCUAAAGUGAUUCCUGUUAAUAAACAUGAAUAAGAGAAA
Carassius gibelio (silver crucian carp) is the source of this 2525-nucleotide messenger RNA. RefSeq names its product enolase superfamily member 1 (gene enosf1). The coding region runs from base 83 to 1414 and encodes 443 amino acids. Gene Ontology annotation, biological process: amino acid catabolic process; carbohydrate catabolic process. Gene Ontology annotation, molecular function: L-fuconate dehydratase activity; magnesium ion binding. Lineage: Eukaryota; Metazoa; Chordata; Actinopteri; Cypriniformes; Cyprinidae. The record is from RefSeq and is a predicted model, not a curated record. The transcript has 15 exons.